AUGAACAACGAAGACAACAACAACAAUCAUCCGUGGAUCCCUUUACGAGACAGAAACACAAUGAUGAUCGAAGAUGCAAAGAUGACCCCGAGAGAAAAACAAAGGAUGAAAUUGAUAUAUUUAAUGAACCACUUGAAAUAUUAUUUCUGUGUGGACGUGAUCAACGUACCGAUUUGUCGUAAUUGUUGCAGAAAACAAAGGAGCAAAAAAGGAAAAACUAGGAUCCACAUCGGCAGAAUGAUGAUCGCAGCGAAGGAAUUUGUUGAGAUCGCAGAAGAGCUGGAAAAAAAGGCAAGCGUCUCGAUUGAAGAGGUGAAGCGGCUUGGCGACAAGGCUAAACACCUAGCAAAGAUUGUGGGAGGGAUUUUUUCUGUGCAAAAAUGGAAAGGAAACAAGAAAAUGGAAGGAAAAAUGCAAAUUUCCAAAUGCACAUUCGAGCAAGUCGAUCAGUGGUGCAAAAAGAUACUGCUGGAUGAAGAAGUGAAGGAGUCGAUCGAUAUGAUGAAGAAUAUCAAGAAUGAAAAACAGCGCCUUUGGUCGAAAUUGAAAAGAACGCUGCCCGUUUUCGAUCUGAAUGAAAUCAUCUCGAAAAUCGAAAAAUUCGAUAAGGAUAUCAUUUAUGCAUUCACGGAUGGAAGCUGCAAGAUUGACAAGAAAAACAGCAUGAACGACGCUUCGGGCGUCGGGAUUAUAAUUAUAUUUACGGAAACGGAUCAUCAACGGAUAAUCACGAUGUGCGGUCCCAUUUUUCCUCCUCCAGACGGUCACAGUAGCCAGUAUGCCGAGCGAUUUGCGAUCGAGACGGCCCUUGAAGAGAUCUAUCUAUGGGAGGGUUAUGUUGGACAGAAAGUCGUGAUUUUUACGGACAACCUCGAGGUCGUCAAGGCCUUUAAGCAGUACAAAGAAAGGGGAACGGCCGGGGACGUCUGUAGUCUCGACUUUAACCAGAUGAAAUCGAGAAAUAAAUAUUUUCCCAUCUACAAACUUGUCCAACUUUUCCGUGUUGACAAGGACAAAGUUCCCAUGUUCAAUCUGCAGUUUGAAAAUGUGUACUCAACUCACUCAGGUGAAGAUGUGAACAACCGAGCAUCGACCAAGCCAGGAAAUCCGGGCAAUGAGAAGGCCGACAAGCCGAUGGCCGACGAGCGACCAGCUGGACGACGGCCUGGUUCACUCAUCAAAUCACCGAUGCGGCUGUCGAGGUGCCGGGGCUCGACUCCGAGGGGUUCGACGCCGUCCUUGGAUCAGAGGAAGAGGACCCGACGU
Molecule: messenger RNA, 1266 nt
Organism: Mesorhabditis belari
Lineage: Eukaryota; Metazoa; Nematoda; Chromadorea; Rhabditida; Rhabditidae
Source: the annotation of a GenBank genome assembly